Entelurus aequoreus (snake pipefish) is the source of this 3581-nucleotide messenger RNA. It is a transcript of the gene tdrd5, whose product is annotated as tudor domain containing 5. Gene Ontology annotation, biological process: spermatogenesis. Bases 95 to 2482 code for a protein of 795 amino acids. The record is from RefSeq and is a predicted model, not a curated record. NCBI's taxonomy places the organism in Eukaryota, Metazoa, Chordata, Actinopteri, Syngnathiformes, Syngnathidae. The transcript has 18 exons.
UAUUUUUGGUAUGGACGCUAUCGAUAUGUGGAUCAAUCCGCCCACCCAUUAAUAUCAAUCUUCACAGACUGUCAGACAGAUAUCAUCAGACAAGAUGAACCAGGACAACAUUUUGGCAAAGCUUAAGAAGGAUGUCCGCUCCUUGCUCGUGUCAUCUAAGUUAGGUUUGGACCCUGACAAACUCAGUCGGGACUACACAACUAUGUUAGGCCAUCCUCUGCCUCUGAAACUCCUUGGCUUCAGAAAUGUCAUGGAUAUGGUGAAAGACAUGCCUGAUGUGGUGUCGGUGAACUUUAAUAACAAUGGUGGCAUCUACUUAAAGGCUGUGAGCGAUGAGUCCACUCGAAAUAUCAUAGAGCUGGUUGCCAAGCAGCGUACAUCCACUGCAGACAAGAAAACUAAGAAGUACUUGCCACACCGCAAUUUUCACCAGUCUUCAUCAGUGAUUCUACCCAGACGAGGUGGUGCUCCUCUAGCCCUCCCCCCUCAGCUAAGGGCAAAGUUACGCCUCCUCCUCUCACAGGGUCCUCUUAAAAUGUCAGAACUGGAGAUUAGCUUUUUGCGAUGUUUUGGCCAACCUUUACGUGUCCAUGAGUUUGGCUUCUACACUACUGGAGAGAUGCUGCAAGCUGCUGAAGAUCUAGUCCAAGUCGAGCAGAGCAGGUUUGGCUCCAUCCUGAUUCUGAGAGAUCGUAUGGUGCCUAGACCUCUGCUGAGUCCAUUCCGCAAACAACCAAGCCCUGGGCCAGCGAAGACGGUUACCCCAACAACAAACACAAAAGUACAGAUCCCAACUAAAUCCCAAGGGGAUGUCCCGCUGCACUUGACUGGGAAUUGUAUCAACACUGUGUCAACAAAUGUCAGUUGUAAACAGCAGGUGAUUGAGAAGAACCAAGAAUCAGAGCCUAAGCCCUGCCAAGAAAGUCUCAUUCAUCAACGUUUCCUCGAGCUGGAAAAGGAGUUUUGCCAGCAAAUUGUUGAGAAUGGAGUGGCUGGCACCAUAAAUCAUGAGCUGAAAGAGAAACUGCUGAAGAUUGUCGGUCAAAAUGACUGUGGAUUAUCAGUUCACAAUUUACCAAAUGAAUAUAAGAGGCUUUUUGGCGAGGACUUGCCACUGAAAGAGAAUGGCUUUGUCAGUGUCACUGAGCUUGUUGAUGCUAUGAGCGACAUCUUCCACCUGCAACCUGCGGAGAAAGACAGUGGACACCACUGGCUCAUCAAGAACAUCCAGGCCUGCACACCUUUACCUUCAGGCGAUCUUGAUGCUAUAAAUCAGCCAAAUACAAGGUCUCACUUUGGAGACUCUCUGUGGGAAGGCAAGGAAGAUGGUGGUCACGAUUCAUCAGUGGACCAGGAUGAAGAGCUAUUGGCCAGCAACCAUUCGAUGAACCAAGAAGGGAUGUCAGAGAUGUGCCCUGCCAUUAAGGUUUACUGCAGCACCUCUAUUCCGCCGGACGCCAUGCAAACUCAACGUCUUAAACAGCCGACGCAGCAUGCCAUUCGAGAGUUGGUACAAGUCAGGGUGGAACAAGUGGAGUCUCCUGGGCUCUUCUAUAUAUGCUUUAACGAGAGCGAGGAGGCCCGUGAGUUGGUGGACAUGAUGGUUAAGAUGAGACGAUGUUACUCCUCUCCUGAAAUCUCAGCUCGGUACCACCUUCAAGAGCAAUUUGUCAGACAGGGUCAGGUCUGUUGUGUGUCAUCCAAGUACAUGUUUUUCUACCGGGGAGUGAUUCACCACGUUUUCAGCCUCAACAAGGUUGAGGUGUAUCUUGUGGACUUUGGCAAUAUAAUCACUGUAAACAUUGCAGACCUGAAGUUUCUCAAGUCAAGUUUCUCCUCAUUACCAGCACAAGCUGUCCCGUCAUCACUAGCUGGAAUCAAACCAACAACUGGGGUUUGGACUUCAGAGGCCACCGCUUCCUUUGCCAAGCUUUGCUGUGAUCGCACCCUAGUGGCCGCUCCAUAUUGCUACACUAGAGAUGUUCUCCAGCUCUACCUGUGUGACACACAUACUGAUGAAGACAUCUACAUCCAUCAAUACCUCAUGAGCAAGGGACAUGGGGUGGCCUGCAGCCCCUCAGUCAGUGCAGAAUUGUGUGUCCAGUUCUCCCCUGUUAGUCUAUACCUGGGUGAGGGCACAUUUGACCUGCCACAUAUUGAAGACUCCAACACUUGUAGCCUUCAGCCAGCAGAGUCAAUGUUAGCCGCACUGGAGCCUGAAGCAGACGAGUUGCCCGAUUUGGAGUUGAUUGAGGACAAUGAGUUCAGCAUCCAUAGCCAGAAUCUUUCAUUGACACAUGAAGAGGACAAACAGGAUCCUAUGGUCACAGAAGCAUCCACAGUUUCUCUACCUCAUGCCUUUAAGACCCUGAAGCAACACCAGGACUGCAGCAUUCAGGGUACACACAGAAGCAGAUAUUUGGGUAUACAUGUCAAGCAAGAACCACGCUUGGGUUUGGGCUUUCUGCCUUGGUUGGGUUGAGAUGGAACUAGAGAAAGCAUGGAACACAGGGCUAGGAGGCUGUGAACAGGUGAAGAAGAGGAGAGAGAAGUUAACAGCAUACUGAAAUGUACACUUCAAUUAGAUCCCAUUCGUGUACUGCAUUUCAUUUUAGAGUUUAGUUUGCAGUGGUGCUGCUGUUUUGUUGGAUCUUCUUUUGAUAGCUGCAUUGGUUCUGAUAUUGUCUGUUCAUAAAGUGCUCAGUCCCAAAUUGUGUAGGAAAAAGCAGACCAAGAUAGAUAUAAAAUAAAUAAAUAACUUCUAAAAUUGGACCUCUACCAGUACACUCACAAUGUAAUCAUAGUAAACUCCAUUUGAGGUAAAUGAAAAAAUAUAUAUAUACAUAAGUGUGCAUAGCUUUAAACUAAUACUACAUUAAAGCACCUUGGUUAUAUAUACUAUAUACUAUACUAUAUACUAGCAAAAUGAUUGCUCCAUGGGAGAACAUUUGGGAAGUGGUUUGCGAUAAUUACAGAAUCCUAGAAAUGAGGCCAGGGAAGCACUGAAGGUUCAUCUCAGUGUUGUUCAAAGUUUAAAGGCUUGUAGUCUUGGGCCUUUCUGUGUGGAGCUUGCAUGUUUUCGCGAAGCUUUAAAUUCAUCUGCUUGGGACAUGGAUUUGCAUUCAUUAAACGUUAUUUAAAAUGUAAAGAAUACAAAUAUUUACGUAUCAAUGUAUGAAAGAAAAUAGAAAAACAAACUGUAAAUACAUCCUGACUGCGCAUCGUUGCGAGCCUGAAGUUUGUUUCCAAAGAGAAGAUCAUGGUAGCGUGGUUUGAUGUGCGCAAGUAAAAGGCACAGCUCUUUUUACAGCCCAUUUUGCUAAUCUUGUUUUAGUAGUGGUCAACUACUCUAGUAAUUGGAUGGAAAUAAUGGUAGUUCAUUUGAAUUUUAAUCAGAAAUUACUGUACACAACACACAAGGGAUUUAACUGAUUAGCAUGACUAAGUGACAAAAAACAUAUUGUAAAAGUUGCUGUCACAGUUUGAGUUGAAUUUUGCUUCCAUGUACCCCCAUUAUCCCUUAUUAACCUAGGAAGGUUUUUUUUUCCUGCAGCCUCAAUAAAAAAAUAUUGUUAAUGUUA